Fraxinus pennsylvanica is the source of this 1389-nucleotide messenger RNA. The record is from the annotation of a GenBank genome assembly. NCBI's taxonomy places the organism in Eukaryota, Viridiplantae, Streptophyta, Magnoliopsida, Lamiales, Oleaceae.
AUGGGUUUACAAGGAGAUGAAGAAACGGGAACAGGGUCGCCGGUAUCAGUCCCAAAACCGUCGAUUUUCCGGUACAAUUCGCCGCUCGUUCAGGUGGCCCUAAUUGGAUUGGUUUGUUUCUGCUGCCCUGGCAUGUUUAACGCACUUUCCGGCAUGGGCGGCGGCGGCCAGGUGGAUCCCACCGCCGCCAACAAUGCCAACACCGCCCUAUACACCACCUUCGCCGUGUUCGGAAUCUUAGGUGGUGGAAUUUACAAUAUUUUGGGACCCCAUCUUACUCUUUUUGCUGGUUGUUCUACUUAUGUUUUGUAUGCUGGAUCAUUCCUUUACUAUAAUCAUUACCAUCACCAGGCUUUUGCCAUAGUCGCCGGCGCCUUGCUCGGAGUUGGUGCUGGACUUUUGUGGGCGGCGCAGGGUGCGAUGAUGACCUCGUACCCACCACAUGAUCGAAAAGGGAUAUACAUUUCCAUGUUCUGGAGUAUUUUCAAUAUGGGGGGUGUCAUAGGUGGUUUAAUUCCUUUCAUAUUGAAUUAUCAUAGGGCUGAUGCUGUUUCAGUGAAUGAUGGUACCUAUAUUGGUUUCAUGGUUUUCAUGUCCAUUGGAACAGUUAUAUCACUGGGAAUUUUGCACCCUAGUCGUGUCGUGCGUAAUGAUGGCACAAAGUGUACUAAUAUUAAGUACUCUAGCGUGGCAGUCGAAUUGGUCGAGAUUCUGAAACUGUUCCUUAAUUGGAAAAUGUUGCUCAUGGUGCCUGCCUCUUGGGCUAGUAACUUUUUUUAUAGUUACCAGUUUACUAAUGUUAAUGGGGUUCUGUUUAAUUUGAGAACUAGAGGGUUCAAUAAUGUAUUUUACUGGGGUGCACAGAUGGUGGGUUCUGUUUUUAUUGGGUACAUAAUGGAUUUUAGCUGUAAGAGUAGGAGGGCUAGGGGUUUGAUCGGUAUUGGAGUUGUGGCUGUGCUCAGUACGGCUAUUUGGGGUGGGGGACUGGCAAAACAACUUCAUUACACUCGUGAUGAUAAGCCGACACUCAAGCUGGAUUUCAAGGAUCAUACUGAUUUUGCAGGGCCAUUUAUGUUGUAUUUUAGUUAUGGAUUGCUUGAUGCCAUGUUCCAGAGCAUGGUCUACUGGGUUAUUGGAUCCUUGGCCGAUGAUUCUGAGAUCCUUAGCAGGUAUACUGGAUUCUACAAGGGUGUACAGAGUGCGGGGGCAGCGGUUGCUUGGCAAAUUGACGUACACAAUGUGCCAUUCCUAAACGAAUUGAUAGUGAAUUGGGUACUCACCACAAUAAGUUAUCCUUUGUUAGUUGUGCUGGUCAUUCGAGCUGUCAAAGAUGAUGAAGAAGUUAAAGGAAAACCAAAGGAAGGUGCUGCACUCCCUGGAAUCCAUUGA